ACCUUUUAAAGCCCUAAAAUCCAAAACCCUACUUUUCAGCGUCGCUUAAGUUUUUCGUUUCCAUCUGUACACUUCGAACUUCCCCUAAAUGUGAACGAAGUGUUAGGUUCCAUUCUCCAACUACACCACACCACACCUCUCUUUCUCCCUUUUCCCAAUUUUCUCUUCACAUUUUCCCACUCCCCUAAAAGAAAGAGAUUACCUUUUUUUUUUUCUUUUUUUUUAAGGGAAACGAAAACAGAUGGACUCGAGAGAACCGCCACAGCCAUCACCACAACCACAGCAGCUACAGUCACCGCAUGCACCGCCACCGCAAUUACAAUCACAGCCAAGCAUGAUUCUGGUCCCCACCUCCUCCUACCCCUCAACCACUUCUCACCUGAUCAACAACCCCAAUAUCUCUCCUCAAAAUGCUGCUCUUGGCGGUGGUUUCCCCUUCAAUACGAUGUCAGGAAAUCGGCUGCAAUCCAAGCCUGAAGGUGCUUUUGAUGGAUCGUCGCCCACUUCUUCUUCAGGGAUGAGGUUUAGUAUAGAGCCCGCCAAGAAGAAACGGGGGAGGCCCAGGAAGUACACACCCGACGGUAACAUUGCCUUGGGUUUGUCACCCACCCCCGUCCCUUCAGGAAUUUCGGCUGGGCAUGCGGAUUCGGGUGGCGGCGGUGUCACGCAUGAUGCGGCAUCUGAACAUCCUUCUAAAAAGAACAGAGGAAGGCCGCCAGGUUCUGGGAAGAAGCAGCUUGAUGCCUUGGGUGGGGUUGGAGGCGUAGGGUUUACACCACAUGUGAUCACGGUGAAAGCUGGAGAGGACAUAGCAUCAAAGAUUAUGGCUUUUUCACAGCAAGGGCCACGGACAGUUUGUAUUCUCUCUGCAAAUGGUGCCAUCUGCAAUGUUACACUUCGCCAACCAGCAAUGUCUGGUGGUUCCGUGACAUAUGAGGGUCGAUUCGAAAUCAUUUCUCUAUCAGGUUCCUUCUUGCUCUCUGAAAGUAAUGGCAGUCGGAGCAGAUCUGGUGGUUUGAGUGUAUCGCUGGCAGGGUCAGAUGGUCGAGUUUUGGGUGGGGGAGUUGCUGGGAUGCUAACAGCAGCUUCUCCUGUACAGGUAAUCGUGGGCAGCUUCAUUGCAGAUGGAAAGAAAUCGAAUUCAAGUGCUUCAAAAUCUGGACCUUCCUCAACACCCCCACCCCAGAUGUUGAAUUUUAGCGCACCAUUAACCACAGCAAGCCCCCCCUCUCAAGGGGGCUCAAGCGAUUCUUCUGACGAGAAUGGUGGCAGUCCUGUUAAUCGGAAUCCUGGAAUUUAUGGCAACCCCAAUCAAUCCAUUCAUAAUAUGCAGAUGUACCAACAACUAUGGGCUGACCAAAAUCCACGGUGAAAAUGCUUCCCACUCAACACUACCGCGCUUUGGACCAUUGACAUGGCACUCCUUCCAUAGUAUAUUGAAGUCGACACUAAUCUUAACACCGUGAUUGAAUCCAAAGCACGAAUGAACUCCUCUCUAGUGUAGUUCAGAUUUUUUUUCUUCACUAGUUUUAAUUAAUUCCUUCCCGGUCAUCUGAUCUAAACAAGCCAUGGCUGCCUUAGGAACGUCUUAGUUGAGCGUGCUGUCUAGUUAUGUUACUUUACUGUAUUACUUCAGUUGUAAAAGUUAUGAAUAUAACAGAUGUCUUUAAAUGGAUUGAGUGGGAUUCUACCGCCUAUGCUCUUUCUGCUGGCUUACACGUGCGCAUCGGCGCGCACAAUAUCGGCGGGAAUAAUGUCAACGUUACAUGCUCGGUUUGAGGUUUUAAUGCCAGUGUGAUAAGAGUGAUAUUCUUCUU
Molecule: messenger RNA, 1817 nt
Organism: Populus nigra (black poplar)
Lineage: Eukaryota; Viridiplantae; Streptophyta; Magnoliopsida; Malpighiales; Salicaceae
Product: AT-hook motif nuclear-localized protein 13-like
Exons: 5
Coding region: 242-1372 (376 amino acids)
Molecular function (GO): minor groove of adenine-thymine-rich DNA binding
Source: RefSeq, a predicted model, not a curated record